UUAUAAGUAUAAUGCUGAUGUUAUCAGUCUUGAUUAUGCUCUACUUAAACCAUCAGCCCCGAUUAAUCCUGACCCACCAUUACAGUACAAUAACUUAUUUGACGCUAUGGUCGAAGCUGUCCACUCAGCAUUGGAGAAGGUCGGUGGUGGAUCUCUAGAGGUUGUCGUGACAGAAUCUGGCUGGCCAACAGCUGGUGAUAUAGGAGCAAGUUUUGAGAAUGCACAAACUUACAAUAACAAUCUAAUUCAGCAUGUGAAACAAGGGACGCCUAAGAAGCCGGGAAAGCCUACAGAGACUUACUUGUUCGCCAUGUUUAAUGAAAGAGGAAAAGAGCCUGAAGUUGAAAAGAAUUGGGGGCUUUUUUUCCCAAACAAAGAGCACAAAUAUCCAGUGAACUUUUUCUAA
This is a messenger RNA of Carica papaya (papaya), 406 nucleotides long. The record is from RefSeq and is a predicted model, not a curated record. NCBI's taxonomy places the organism in Eukaryota, Viridiplantae, Streptophyta, Magnoliopsida, Brassicales, Caricaceae.